UCGCACAGGGAAAAACCAUAGACAUUUUACUGUGAAAGCAAAAAUGGCUGCACCAGCGUAGAUUUAUAAUCAUUGCCGUCUGGGUUUCAAAAUUCGAAUUCGAAACAAGGUGCAUUUGUUCGGAAGGAUUGGUGUCACUUAAUAUCAGCAGAUUGAGAUUUUUGUUAGGGUGAAGAAAUUGGAAACAAUUGCAUCACAAGUGGUGGUGUAGGAGAGGUAAACCAAACUGGAAGUGUACAGAGAGAGCGCUGACAAAGUCGCACAUGAAUCUCGACCCACCGGAGCGUCAAGUAGUUCAGUCGGAAAUGGCGCUGGAGGCCGGUGGAGCUACUAGCGUUUAUGACGAUCCACUUCUCGAUAACAACUCCCUUGUGGUGCCGUCCAGCGGAAAUUACGGUCUGGUCGUUUACGGUGAUGAAUUUAUGGUCUCUUGGACUGAAAUUGGGGGUUCUAGUCUUAAUGGUGAAGGAGGUCACGGUGGAAAUGGUGGUGGAACUGACAGCCUGGUUCGGAAAAGAAAGUUGGGUAGACCGUUAGGAUCAAAGAAUAAGAAGAAGAAAAAGAUUCUCGGUGAAGUCACAGGCGUUAAUGCUGGUCUGACUCUUGGUAGUGAAGGACUUCAAGGGCGGUUGGAUGAGGUUAUUGCAAGAAACAGGUGCAACGGUGACGUUAUUAUAGGGAAGAAGGAUGGGAGAGGGAGACCCAAGAGCUGGAAGAGUAAGAAGAAAACUGUUGCAGCUGAGGAUAGUGGGGGAAUGUUAGGUGAUGUUCCUGCUGUUCAUGGCGGUGGAGAUUUGGUUGUUAAGAAGAAGGAUGGCCGUGGCCGGCCUAAGGGUUCAAAGAAUAAGAAGAAGGAUGGUCGUGGACGGCCUAAGGGUUCAAAGAAUAAGAAGAAAACUGUUGUAGCAGCUGAAAAUCAAGGUAUGCUGAGCAAAACUGCUGCUGGUAAUGAUGGUGGAGAUGGAAUUGUGAAAAAGAGGGAUGGUCUCGGCAGGCCUAAGGGUUCGAAGAAUAAGAAAAAAAUUGUUGUAGCUGUUGAAAACCAGGGCAUGCUGAGUGAAACUGCUGCUCGAAUUGAUGCCGGAGAUGGGAUUGUUAAAAAUAUUGAAAAUCAUGCCAUGCUGAGUGAAACUGCUUUUGGUAAUGAUGGUGGAGAUGCCAAUCAUGCGAUAGUUAAGAAGGUCAAUGGUCGUGGCCGGCCUAGGGGUUCAAAGAAUAAGAGGAAGAUUAUUGCAGCUGUAGAAAAUCAGGGAAUGCUGAGUGAAACUGCCACUGGUACUGCUGGUGGAGAUGGGAUUGUUAAAGAUAUUGAAAAUCAUGGAAUGCCGAGUGAAACUGCUUCUGGUACUGAUGGUGGAGAUGCAAUUGUUAAAAAGGUAAAUGGUCGUGGUGGGCCUAAGGGUUCAAAGAAUAAGAAGAAGAUUAUUGCAGCUAUUGAAAAUCAGGGAAUGUUGAGUGAAACUGCAACCGAUUGUGAUCGUGGAGAUGGGAUUGCUAGAAAGGAGGAUGGUCAUGGCCGGCCGAAGGCUUCAAAGAACAGGAAGAAACUUCUUCCAGUUCAAGGAAAUGAAGCAAUGCUGGGUGAACCUGCAAGUGGUAAUGAUGGGGAAGAUGGCAUUGUCAAAAAGAAGGGUGGUCGCGGAAGGCCUAAGGGUUCAAAGAACAAGAAGAAACUUCUUACGGCUGAAAGAAAUAUGGGAAGGCUAAGCAUAAUAGCGAUUGGUAAUGACCAUGGAGAUGGAAGUGUUAAGCAGAAGGAUAUACUUGCCCAACCCAGGGGUUCAGAGAAGAAGAAAGUUCUUGCUGCAGAUGAAGAUAAAGGUGAAGGUGUGGGUGGUAAUGAAGGUACUAAUACAACUGUUAAGGGGAGGGGUGGACGUGGCCGACCCAAGGGAUCUGUGAAAACACCACGUUUAAUCAUGGUUGGUGAAAUCUUUGCCUGUUCUAACAGAAAGGAAAAAGAUUUAGUGAUAGACAAGAAUGCUGGAGAAUUUUUUGCUGAAUCCAAGGGUGUUCUGGAAAUGCGUGGAGGAAUGCCAAGAAGGUUUGGGGAUGAAUUUUACAAACCCAGAUGCUUAUCUGACGAAAAUUCUAGUGAGAAAGGAAAGGCAAAUGAAUCGGCACCUUCAGGAACAUCAGAGAAGGGGAGUUUGAUGUGUCACCAAUGCCGGAAAAAUGAUAAAACUGGUGUUGUCUUCUGCUCAAAUUGUAAACGGAAACGCUACUGCUACAAGUGCAUCACGAAGUGGUACCCUGAGCGAACGAACGAGGAAAUCAGGAGUGCUUGUCCAUUCUGUCGUGGUAAUUGCAAUUGUAAUGCAUGCCUUCAAGAGGAUGUAAUUUUAAAGGGUUGUCAUAAAGAAGUGGAUGAGAAUACCAGAUUACAGAGAUUGCUUUAUUUGCUACACAAAACUCUGCCUCUCCUCAGGCAUAUUCAAGAAGAGCAGAGCUCCGAACUAGAGACGGAAGCCGGCAUCUUUGGCGUCCAAUUGACAGAGGGUGAUCUAAUAAAAUCUAUUCUUGAUGAAGAUGAUCGAGUGUACUGUGACAAUUGCAAUACAUCCAUCGUCAAUUUUCACAGAAGCUGCCUAAAUCCUGAUUGUUCUUAUGAUCUCUGUCUCAAUUGUUGUCGGGAACUCAGAAAAGGUCUCCAACCUGGAGGUAAUGAAGCAGAAUCUUCUCUUCAACAGUUUGUUGAAAGAUCUCAUAGCCUAGUUACUGAUGCAAAGGGGCAAAUUUCUGCAAAUGAUUGGGAAAGCCGAAUGGCUCCUCCAGCAAAUGGUUGUCUGGCUCAUAUGCCCUGUAACUUUCCCGAAUGGCGUGCGAAGAUUGAUGGUAGCAUACCUUGCGCUCCCAAACAGCGUGGUGGUUGUGGUACUGGAAUGUUAGAGCUCAGGCGCAUCUUUGAAGCAGAUUGGGUGGUCAAACUAAUUGAGAAUGCGGAGGACCUAACUUCCCAUUACCAUUCACCAGAUAUUGACUUUUCACAAGGAUGUUCUUUGUGCCUCCAUACCCGCACAUCACAAGAUGAGGAAAAUCACGCUGGAGUAAGGCAAGCAGCCUUCAGGGGAAACAGUCAUGAUAAUUUUCUUUACUGCCCAAAUGCAGUUGACUUGGGAGACAGUGAGUUUGAGCAUUUUCAAAUGCACUGGCAGAGAGGUGAACCCGUUAUAGUUAGAAAUGUACUAGCAAAGACAUCUGGUCUUAGUUGGGAACCAAUGGUCAUGUGGAGGGCCUUUAGAACUGCAAGAGAAAAAUUAAAAGAGGAGACUUUCUCUGUUAAGGCCAUUGAUUGUUUGGAUUGGUGUGAGGUUGAGAUUAGUAUUCACCAGUUCUUCAGGGGCUACUUAGAGGGCCGUAGGCAUCAAAGUGGGUGGCCUGAGAUGUUGAAACUGAAGGAUUGGCCUCCAACAAAUUCGUUUGAAGAAUGUCUGCCACGGCAUGGUGUUGAAUUUAUGGCCAUGCUUCCGUACAGUGAUUACACCCAUCCUAGAUCAGGCCUUUUGAAUCUUGCUACAAAACUUCCUGAUGGUGCUGUAAAGCCAGACUUGGGACCCAAAACUUAUAUUGCUUAUGGAUAUUCUGAAGAGCUUGGGAGAGGUGAUUCAGUGACAAAACUGCAUUCUGACAUUUCUGAUGCGGUAAAUAUACUGACCAACACAGGCAAUGUGAAGAUUCCCCCAUGGCAAUGCAACAUCAUCCACAAGUUACAGAAAGAAUAUGAACAUGAAGAUCAGAAUGAGCUUUGCAGUGGGACGCAGAAGAGACUCUGCACAUCUAAAAGAAAACCACCAAAGCAGCUCUGCAGGUAUGAAACCAUGGAUUCUGCAUAUGAGGAGAAAGGGGACCUCAGUGAAAACUACUCUUCCGUACUGGAAAACAUGAAUAAGCAUGUGACAUCGGUUGGAGAGCAAGAGAGAACCUUUCCUAUGUUAGACUCGGUGUGUUUGGAAACUGCGGGAUUCAACAAAUCGCGGCCUGAUCUGGGAUGCCCUCCUCCUCUUGAAGAUACAGUUGCUAUAAAUGCUGAUUGGCAAUCUGCUGUAGAUGUGAACGUGAUGGAUCAGAUUAAUGGUCUUGGCACGCACGUCUUGGAAGAAUCCAUCGCCUCUUUUCUGGAAAGAGACUGUGAGGAGAGCUAUAAUUUUGAAAGUAAACAGGACAAUCUGAAGAAAUGCUCGUCAACGAGCGGGAUCCCCACAGAGAGUAAGUCAUUACCCAAGUGUCUGAAUCAGGAAAAAAGCACACUGGGCACCUCUGGGAUUGAAAGAGUCAUGGAUGUGGAAGUUGAAAAGUAUAACUAUUCUUCUCUGAGCCAUCAGCCUUAUAAGACAACCAGCUUCAUUGAUGCUAGUUCAUCUGUUUUGCCUAAGUGCAUGAGUUUGGAGAAAAAAAUCGAUCAAUCUAAAUUCAAAGAAAUCGGCUGUGGAAGGUACAUUGAUGUUCCAGAAAGAGGUUGCUUACCAGACAGGAUAAACCGAAGCACCAGUAGUUCAGCAUCAUUGAAGGAAAAUCCAGUUUCAGCUGAAGAUGCCCUUCAGAGUAAUACUGACUGUUCCAAGUUUAUACAUGGAGGUGCUGUUUGGGACAUCUUUCGUAGGCAGGACGUGCCGAAGCUAAUUGAAUACUUGCAGAGGCAUUGGAAAAGAUUUCGCCACGUCAAUAAUGUUCCAGUGAAUUCUGUUGUUCAUCCUAUUCAUGACCAAAUUUUUUACCUAAAUGAGAAGCACAAAAAACAGCUAAAGGAGGAGUUUAAUAUUGAACCAUGGACGUUUGAGCAAUAUCUUGGUGAGGCUGUAUUCAUCCCUGCAGGAUGCCCACAUCAAGUGAGAAAUAGACAGCCCUGCAUCAAAGUUGCCGUUGACUUUGUAUCCCCUGACCAUGUUCAAGAGUGCAUCCAGCUGACAGAAGAGUUUCGCCUGCUUCCAAAGUCCCACAGAUCCAAGGAAGAUAAAUUGGAGGUAAAGAAAAUGACACUAUAUGGUGCACGUCUGGCUGUUGAUGAAAGUCGAAACCUGAUGUUGAAACUUCAUUCAACAAAGCGAGACGAGAAAGGUGCUGAGCAAGCUAUGGUAGAUGAGAGCUCUAAGAUUGACAAGGUCCAUGGAGACAUUGUUGCUGAUGCUCGUGAAUAUCCUGCAUUUACCUUCAGGUUUUGUUUUUCGUCCAUGAUUGAGAAGGUCCCUAGAGACAUUAUUGCGUAUGCUCAAGGAUAUCCUGCAUUUUUCUUGAGGUUUGACUGUGUAGGAUUGAGAAGGUUUCUGUAG
Molecule: messenger RNA, 5267 nt
Organism: Ilex paraguariensis (yerba mate)
Lineage: Eukaryota; Viridiplantae; Streptophyta; Magnoliopsida; Aquifoliales; Aquifoliaceae
Source: the annotation of a GenBank genome assembly